CGCCACUCGCAACAAAAGCCUUGCCUUUGUCUGAGUCCAUACACACAAGAGCUCUAUUUAGUGGUGUUCAUCUGACACACACACACACUCUCUCCCUCUAUCUCUCUAUCUCUCAUCACGCCGCCGCAGCAAUGACCGUGGGAGUAUUAGCUUUACAAGGCUCUUUCAACGAGCACAUCGCGGCUCUGCGGCGGCUCGGCGUCCAAGGAAUCGAGAUUAGGAAGGCGGAGCAGCUUCUCACCGUUUCAUCUCUCAUAAUCCCCGGCGGCGAGAGCACCACCAUGGCCAAACUCGCCGAGUACCACAACCUGUUUCCGGCUCUACGUGAGUUUGUCAAGACAGGGAAACCUGUAUGGGGGACAUGCGCUGGUCUUAUCUUCUUGGCAGACAGAGCCGUUGGUCAGAAAGAGGGAGGUCAAGAACUAGUAGGUGGCCUUGACUGCACCGUGCAUAGGAACUUCUUUGGCAGCCAGAUUCAAAGUUUUGAAGCUGAUAUCUCUGUACCUAUUCUAACAUCUAAAGAAGGUGGGCCAGAGACGUUCCGAGGAGUCUUCAUACGUGCUCCAGCUGUUCUCGACGUUGGCCCUGAUGUCGAAGUCUUAGCGCAUUAUCCCGUCCCAUCAAACAAGGUCUUGUAUUCAAGCUCCACUGUCCAAAUCCAAGAGGAAGAUGCUCUUCCUGAAACGAACGUCAUUGUUGCUGUAAAGCAAAGAAACUUGUUAGCAACUGCGUUUCAUCCCGAGUUAACCGCAGACACGCGUUGGCACAGUUAUUUCAUGAAGAUGGCGAAAGAGAUGGAACAAGGAGCUUCUUCAAGCAGUAGUGGAACUAUUGUUUCUGUUGGAGAAACCAGCGAGCAAGCUAAGCCUGAUAUUCCUAUAUAUCAGUAACUAAAAGUAGAGAGAAGACACUCACUUCUCUUGAAAUAAAAAAAAACUAUAGAAAAGUGUCAGAUUCUUUUGAUGUUUCGGAAAGAAAAUGUCAAUCUAGUUUGCAUUUAUCACACAAGAAAAUUUCACAACGAGUCAUGUACUUGUUUUCUUGACACAACUUUGUAUACCGUUGAAUCAAACCGGUUUAGUUGGUUCAGUUUUGUU
This is a messenger RNA of Brassica rapa (field mustard), 1097 nucleotides long. Its product is annotated as probable pyridoxal 5'-phosphate synthase subunit PDX2. Gene Ontology annotation, biological process: pyridoxal 5'-phosphate biosynthetic process; pyridoxine metabolic process. Gene Ontology annotation, molecular function: glutaminase activity. The record is from RefSeq and is a predicted model, not a curated record. Lineage: Eukaryota; Viridiplantae; Streptophyta; Magnoliopsida; Brassicales; Brassicaceae. Gene Ontology annotation, cellular component: cytosol; glutaminase complex.